AUGGAGCGGUUAGUAGAAUCUGGUAUCACUGCAACCGUGUUAAACAAUGCUGUGGCUGCAUUUAUUGCAACAAUAAUCAAAGAAAUGGGUCCAAGGACACCUAGACUAUGCCACAAUGAUCUAGAAUCAUUUGAUUAUCUUGAAGACUUAAAUAUCUUGUUUCCAAAAGGAAAGUUUAUUCACAUAGUCCAAGAUGGAAGAGCCACUAUUGCUUCAGAAAUAGCUAGAAACAUCAAUUCUAAUUAUACAUCUGAAAAUAUCACAGAAGCAAUUUUAACUUGGGAUGAUGUAACAACACAAAUACUAGAGGAUUGUGAAAACAUUGGUAGUGGAAAAUGUUUAACUGUACGUUAUGAAUGUUUAGUAUUGAAUCCACUAAGAGAAAUCCAGAAAGUUCUCCACUUUCUCGAAUUGCCAUGGGAUGAAAAACUACUUAAAUAUGGAACUGACUCCAGUCGAACAGAUCAAUUAAUUCACAACAAUUCUCUAGAUGCGUGGUCAAAAGCAAAUUCACUCCUAUCAGAAGAACACAUCGAAUUCAUGAAUGAAAAUUGUUUGGCACUAAAACAGUUGGGUUAUCUUACAGAUGAAAUCCCACCGAAUUAUGCUACAAUCUGCAACAUCUAA
Messenger RNA from Schistosoma mattheei, 627 nucleotides. Lineage: Eukaryota; Metazoa; Platyhelminthes; Trematoda; Strigeidida; Schistosomatidae. The record is from the annotation of a GenBank genome assembly.